AACCCCCAAAUCCCUCCCGCUCUCUCUCUCAUCUCUACGCCGCCGCUCACCAAAACCUCCAGACCUCCCUCAACCCCGACGGAUCCCUCUCCCGCCGCGCCGAGAUCCUCCUCAUCCCCCCUCCUCCUCCAUCUCCACCGCCGGCGUUGCCCUCUCCAGGUUUCUCUUUGUGUUAGGAGGUUGGUUUAUACCAAUGAUCAGGGAGAGAUUGUUAAGGGGGUUUGCUCAAAUUUCAUAUGUGACAUGAAGCCGGGAGCUGAAGUGAAGAUUACAGGACCGGUUGGGAAAGAAAUGCUUAUGCCCAAAGAUCCAAAUGCAACUAUUAUAAUGCUUGCAACAGGAACCGGAAUUGCUCCAUUCCGUAGUUUCUUAUGGAAAAUGUUCUUUGAGAAGCAUGAUGAUUACAAGUUCAAUGGAUUGACAUGGCUCUUCUUGGGAGUUCCCACAAGUAGCUCAUUGCUCUACAAGGAGAGCUGAGUGUCUCAUGGCAAGAUCUUGAGUUAAUUGCUGACCCAGACAAUACUGAUGCUUUAAAAGUGAGGAUUCUUGUCAUGGAGGUAUCUAUUGUAUUCAUCAUGCAUACUUUUUUUCAAUGGUUUUUUUUAUGCUAUGUAACUUUUGAGUAAUGAGAUGAACUUGGUAAAGAGAAGAUUACCUCCAUAUGUUUAGUGGUUUCACGUGUUUUAUUGCCAAAUUUGUAAUUGCACAUACUUUCUUAUGAUCGAUAUUGUUUAUAUUGAUGUUGAUAGAAAGAUAAUUGUGUGCCUUUCUGAUAAUGAUGCACCUUACUUAUUUCUUGGUAGAACUGUAAUUGCCAGUCACUUGAAGAUUAUUGAAAAUAACCAUUGAGUUAAUAACUGAUGGUUGCUGGCGUUUGUGAAUAUGCCUUAUUCUUUAUUAUAGUUGUAGAUUCAUAUCGUGCUCUCCCAUUGAGGAGUUGCAUCUUUGUUAUGCAUGCUCCCUAAAUCGACGAUGCUCCCUAGAGUUUUGUAUUUCAUGGCAUGGACUAAUUGAUGUUGCAUUUCAUAUUUUCUGUUCGUUAAUUUUGUGGGCUUGAUUUGCUUUCUAGAGGGUGUAGCUGGGAUCUUUGUCUGUAAGCAAGGGAAAGG
Molecule: messenger RNA, 1109 nt
Organism: Asparagus officinalis (garden asparagus)
Lineage: Eukaryota; Viridiplantae; Streptophyta; Magnoliopsida; Asparagales; Asparagaceae
Product: ferredoxin--NADP reductase, leaf isozyme, chloroplastic-like
Exons: 6
Molecular function (GO): oxidoreductase activity
Source: RefSeq, a predicted model, not a curated record